Molecule: messenger RNA, 2566 nt
Organism: Megalobrama amblycephala (Wuchang bream)
Lineage: Eukaryota; Metazoa; Chordata; Actinopteri; Cypriniformes; Xenocyprididae
Gene: gnb3b
Product: guanine nucleotide binding protein (G protein), beta polypeptide 3b
Exons: 9
Coding region: 846-1862 (338 amino acids)
Biological process (GO): G protein-coupled receptor signaling pathway
Cellular component (GO): cytoplasm; heterotrimeric G-protein complex
Molecular function (GO): protein binding; signaling receptor complex adaptor activity
Source: RefSeq, a predicted model, not a curated record
AGUUUAGGAGCCAAAUGCGAAAGCACUCUGUCAUUAUUCUUUUCUAUUACAUUUGACUCUCUCCAGAGUUGGGAAAUGUAAAAUAUCAUAUAAGAUAACAUAUAAAACUACCAUUGUCAUGAGAACAUCACCACCUUAUCAUCAUAACUUUCAUCAGUUUCUCCCACUUUCCUUCUUCCGUUGCUCUUUGUGUCACCUGUGACGUCUGCUCCACGGAUUCACCUGCUCUAAUUCCUUAACGGGAUUGCCAAUUCCCCGGAUAUCCACUUAGAACCUGAUUAGGCGAGCUCAACUCAUUAGGUCUGACAAACCAAUUCAGACCCCUCAACCCAAAAGCCAAAGAACAGACCCCCUCCCAUUGAGCGUUCAACAAACCACACCAAUGACACCUUUAGAAAUGACACAUCAAGUGUUAAACUAGCUCAAAUGUGAUAAAACAAGUGUGAAAUGCUUUAAACAUGAUGUUAAAGCCUACUCAAAAAUGAUCUUUAGAACCAAUGCUGAGAACUUCACAAUAGUUGUAAGAUGUUCUUCAGGUAUCCACCAUAUUUUUGUUCAUGCCACACUAUCCAUCACUUCCUCUGUCCUCUGCUUUCUACACUCACUCUUGCCUUGUCUUUCGACCCCAUAACCUGAUUUUCCAUUCCAAUCGCUUUACCUGUUCCUUGCCCUCCCCUUUCCUUCUCUCUUUCUCUCUCCCUUACUCUUUCUCUGCCCAUCUUUGGGCUUAUCCUUUCAUCCCUGAUCUCCUUCAUCCCCUCCAAUCCUCAUCUGUUCCACUCUCGCAGAAGGGGAAGAGAAAGAGAGAGUUUUUCCACAGCUUGUAACCCCGAUCAACUGCAGCUAUGGGUGAAAUGGAACAGAUGAAAAAGGAGGCAGAAGGCCUGAAGACACAGAUUGAGGCAGCUCGCAAAGCAGUCAAUGACACAGACAUGGCCUCGGCCGCUUCUGGGGUGGCCCCGGCCCCUCGGGUCCAACUCAAGACCAGGAAGACCCUCAAAGGCCACCUGGCCAAAAUUUACGCCAUGCAUUGGAAUACAGACAACAGGCUAAUGGUCAGUGCAUCACAGGAUGGCAAACUUCUUAUCUGGGAUUCUCACUCUGGAAAUAAGGUCAAUGCUGUUCCCCUCAAAUCCUCAUGGGUGAUGACCUGUGCAUAUGCUCCUUCUGGAAACCUUGUGGCCAGCGGUGGUCUUGAUAACAUGUGUACUGUCUACAACCUGAAGACACCCGUAAUCAAGACUGUGAAAGAAUUGGAUGCUCACACAGGUUACUUGUCCUGUGCACGCUUCCUCAGUGACACAGAUAUUCUCACCGCCUCUGGUGAUACCACAUGUGCACUGUGGGAUUUGGAGACUGGAAAGCAGAAGACAGUUUUCCUGAACCAUAUUGGUGACUGCAUGUGUCUGUCUCUGUCCCCGGACAACAACUGCUUCGUUUCUGGUGCUUGCGACUCUCUGGCCAAGCUGUGGGACAUCAGGGAUGGCCAGUGCAAGCAAACCUUCCAGGGUCACACGAGUGACAUCAACGCCAUUUCAUUCUUCCCCAGUGGCAAUGCAUUUAUCACGGGCUCGGAUGACUGCACGUGCAAGAUGUACGAUAUUCGCGCUGAUCAAGAAGUGAUUGGCUACCAGGAUGCCGCCCUGAACAGCGGCGUUACAUCACUGGCUCUGUCCAUGUCUGGCCGUCUCAUCUUUGCUGGCUACGAUGACUUCAACUGCAAUAUUUGGGACUCGCUAAAGGGCGAGAAAGUGGGUGUGUUGUCUGGCCAUGACAACAGGGUGAGCUGCACCGGAGUACCGCCAGAUGGCAUGUGCGUUUGCACUGGCUCAUGGGACAGCUUCUUGAAGAUUUGGAACUGAGCUGGACCCUGAGAACCAGGAUGAGAAGAGAAUGAGAAAGAGAGAGGAUGAGAAAUUGAGAAUGAAAAAUUCUAAGCAACAGAAAAAUCUCACACACACAAACACAAAAAAAGUCCAUCUGUAUGUGUGGGAUUUCUGGAAGACUGGGUUUUAUUAGAAUAUUUAAAUGGAAUAUUUAAUUGUAAAAAUAAGUUACAACAAACACAGGAAGUUGUUAUCAUAACAUGACAAUCUCAUGACGGCAAUAAUUUGGCUUGAAAUUAUAGUAUUUUUGAAAGCUUAAAAAUGAGGAAAAUGAAUAAUCAUUUAAGAAUUUAAAAUAUAGUAUUACAUAUUUUUUGUCUGUUAAAUACUCUCCUCAUUAGAUGAAAGUUUGCAUAACUAUUUUUAUGUAUUAGAAAUAAUGAUAGAAUGCAGAAGAAACUGUACAGUGACUUUUCCCAACAACCACAUGGACUGUCUGAGAUCUGAUAUAUGGCUCUUCGAUGCUGAUGGCGACUUUAACCUGGCAUACAGUUGGAUUUUAAUUUCUAACAAACAUCCUGAAGUCCUCUAAAUGACACAUUAUGCUAAAAGAUAAAAUGUCUGUAUUUACUUCUUUCAUCUUUUUGUAGGACUUUUACAUACAAGACAGUUCCUUUUAAAUGUUGCAGUGGUUACUCGAAUACCUUUCUAAUAAACAUAGUAUUCUGCAUUAAACGAUA